Molecule: messenger RNA, 2400 nt
Organism: Ochotona curzoniae (black-lipped pika)
Lineage: Eukaryota; Metazoa; Chordata; Mammalia; Lagomorpha; Ochotonidae
Gene: FANCC
Product: FA complementation group C
Exons: 15
Coding region: 278-2041 (587 amino acids)
Biological process (GO): interstrand cross-link repair; cellular response to oxidative stress; nucleotide-excision repair
Cellular component (GO): Fanconi anaemia nuclear complex
Source: RefSeq, a predicted model, not a curated record
GCGCGCGCGCCGGGCGAUCGCGGGAAAAUUCUCCCCCCUUCCCUCCCCCUCAGGGGAAGAAAAAGUCACAAGAAAACUCAAAAAAAAAAAAACAAAAAACAAAAAAAAGCCAGUCAAGAAGCAGAGCCAACAUUUUGAAGCCACCACCACCACCACCACCACCACAGAGCCCGGCCGGUGGUGGCUUCCUUUCCGGGCAGCUCUGGCGAGGACCACCCGCUUGGGUGUCUGCUCCCCUUGAGUCCCUGAAGGACGUCAGCUUCCCACCUUUGCUGAGAUGGCCCAGCAAUCUGGAAGCCUGGCAUCUGACUACCAGUUUUGGAUGCAGAAGCUUUCGGAAUGGGACCAAGCCUCCACUUGGGAGACCCAGCAGGAUAUCUGUCUUCAUCUGUCUCGUUUCCAGGAAUUCCUGAGGAAGAUGUAUGAAGCCUUGGCAGAGAUGGAUUCUAAUACAGUUAUGACAAGAUUCCCCACAAUUGGCCAACUAUUGACAAAAGCUUGCUACAAUCCUUUCAUCUUAGCUUUUGAUGAAAGCCAAAAAGUUCUAAUAUGGUGCUUAUGUUGUUUGAUUAACAAAGAACCACGGGAUUCUGGAGAGUCUAAACUGAACUCCUGGACGUGGAGUUUGUUAUUUCAUAUACUUUCAGCAUUCAGUUUCAAUAUAAAGGAGGUUGGUCUUUUCGCUCAAGGCCUUGGGCAUGAGCCUGUAGAUUGCUAUCCUGGUUUGCUUAGAAAUCUGGUUUUAUCAUUAGUGUCGGAACUCAGAGAGAAUCAUCUUAAUGGAUUUAACACUCAAAGGCGAAUGGCCCAUGACCGAGUACUGGCCCUGUCACGAGUCUGCAUCCCACUUAUUACGCUGCCGGAUUUUGAACCCCUGGUAGAGGCCUUGCUUGUCUACCAUGGACAUGAACCUCAGGAAGUCCUCUGUCCUGAAUUCCUGGAAGCUGUAAAUGAAGCCUAUUUAGAGAAGAAGAUCUGUCUGCACAGGCCUGCUGUGCUCUGCCUGUGGCUCCGGCACCUUCCCAGCCUGGAGGAGGCCGUGCUGUGUCUGCUGGAGAAGUUCCUCUCCAGGGAGAGAGACAAUUGCCUGCAAGGGAUCGAGAGCCUUCUAGAAGAGUCACUGCUGCCACAGGCCGCCGCCUGCCACCCUGCUGUGUUCUGGGUCGUGGAUGAGAUGUUCAGGUGUGCGCUCCUGGAAACCGACGGGGCCCCGGAAGUAGUGGCCGCCCUUCAAGCGUUUACAAGAUGCUUUGUGUCAGCACUGGAGGAAACGGGCACGCAGCCCAAGUUUCCUCUCAAGAGCUACUUUCCGUACGCACCCGCAGCCCUGGUCCCCCUCCUGUUGCGGCAGCCCAGACCUGAGGCCGGAGAUGCCCUGGUGGGACGGUGGCACCAGCUGCUGGAGCGUGGCUCCCAACUGCUCAGGGAAGAGGUUGAAGACCGAACUCACGGGGCUUCCCGAGGGCCGUUUGAGAGCUGGUUUCUCUUCACCCACUUCGGAGGAUGGGCUGACAUGGCAGCUGAGCAUCUGCUGAGAGCAGACGCCGAGCCCCGUGAUGCCCUGCUGUGGCUCCUGGCAUUCUACCAUAGUCCGCGAGAUGGGAGUCGGCAGAGAGCGCAGACCAUGGUGGAGAUCAAGGCAGCGCUUGGCCGCCUCCGGAAGCUGUCCAGGAGUGCCACCAUCUCGGCCGGGGACCUGCAGGUGGCUGCUGGGCCUGCCGGUGCCACAGAGUCCAGGGCAGCUGCCUCCCCGGCACUCCUCAGGUGCCUGCUGCUCAACUUCCUGCUCUGGGCUCCUGCAGGCCACGCCAUCGCCCUGGAAGCUAUGCGCCUGAUGGCGCACUCUGAUGAGACGGCCCGAGAGAUUAUCACCUUUCUUGACCGGACCUUGUACAGGUGGGCUCAUCUUGGCAUCGAGGCACCCGCAUCGAGAGAGCUGGCCAGAAAGCUCCUUCAGCAGCUGCGCGCCCCGGUGCCAGGCAGCUGGCCUGCAGGGUGCCCUGGGGAGGCGGGUCAGAGUGCCCAGACCAUCACGGAUUGAUAUGCUCUUCUUCAGGGGGCCUGUUCGGGCUGCGAGAAUGACCAGGACACAUCUGGAAAAGCUCCACCCAUGCUGGUUUUACAAACUGGAGACGAGGGCCGUGGCCCAAACUUGGAUUCAGCCGCUGCCCUGCGGCCGACACCUGCUCAGCCCAGCCCAUCAGCUGCAGUCACUCAGGGAAAGGCUGGCUGGGAGAACAGCUGUCUCCUUGGUAACCAUAUAAAACCAAAAUACUGGAAUGAGUCAGUCUGUGGACAGGUUCACUGACCGUGGCAGCACCUGGUUAGUACAGAGAACCACCCUUCCUCACGUGCAUUUUAGGAGUCGGGUGGUGGCUGUUGGCACUGCUUUUACCUCGC